AUCAAAAAUUAAUAAAAAGGCAUUUUGGGGCUUUUAAGUCGGUAUCUCGUAUCUCAGCCAAAAUUCAAGCUUUAGGACUAAAAAUUUGGAUUUAUGCCUAAAAAAAUGUUCUCUACAAGAUAGGCUAACUCCCAUCUCGAUCUGCGAUUAUCGAUUGAGCACCUAUAUUGGAAAAUCGGUUGUCCUUCUCGUGCAGUGGCUCCUAUAGACUUCUAUUAUAAAAGUUUGUUUCUAAUAAAUCAAAGAAAAAUAAUAUUAUUAAUACAUAAAGGAUUAAUAUUUCAUCGUCAUUGAACUAUAUUAUAGUAGAUAGAAUUAAGAAGUGUCAUUCGGUGAAAUUGAUGAAGAUAUUGAGUAAUAUUUGAGUUUUGUCAAUUCCAUCAAAAAGAAAGAUAUCCAUAGAUCACUUUUAUGAAUUUAUGAAGUAGUGGUUCCUUCUUGAUGUAACUCCAAUGUGAAUUUAUCUUAUAAGAGAUAAUAAUAAAUAGAAAACGAUUUAAAUACGUAGACUGUAGACGAGAGUUUCUGUCCGUUUCAUCAUGCACAAAAUGAAUGAAAAAGUUGUACUCGAAUUGAUUAAUUAUAUUUUUAGGAUAAAACAUGUGUCUCACCAUUUCUUCGUUGUACGAAUGUGAAUUGUUCAAGUCAACCAAUUGAUCACGUAUCUUAUUUACGAAAUCGUCUUACUUUAAUGAUUAAUAAAGCUAUUCGACGUUAUUAUCAAAAUUGGCUUCGCUGUGAUGAUGAUACAUGUUGUGCAUUUCGAACACGUCAAACACCAUUAGGAAUAUUACAUAAAAGACAUACAUGUACAUCAUGUGGUAAAAGUGAAUUAAUAACAGAAUAUGAUGAUCGUCAAUUAAAUUUACAACUUCGAUUUCUUAAACAACUUUUUAAUCUUGAUACUUAUAAAAAUUCAUUAAAUCGAACUAAAUUAGAACAAAUUGAUACUUAUUUAAAAAGUUUAUCUGUUGAUUUAACUCGUCCACUUUAUAAAACAAUGAAUGAAUUACAAGUACAUAUUGAUCGUAUUGUACAAAAAAGUGGUUAUGCUGAAGUAUGCAUUAGUAGUCUAUUUGCUCAAUUUUACUUUAAUACUUGA
This is a messenger RNA of Rotaria sp. Silwood2, 1102 nucleotides long. NCBI's taxonomy places the organism in Eukaryota, Metazoa, Rotifera, Eurotatoria, Philodinida, Philodinidae. The record is from the annotation of a GenBank genome assembly.